This is a messenger RNA of Danaus chrysippus (African queen), 321 nucleotides long. The record is from the annotation of a GenBank genome assembly. Lineage: Eukaryota; Metazoa; Arthropoda; Insecta; Lepidoptera; Nymphalidae.
AUGGUGUGCAUGGUGUUCACUGCUGCACUUCUCAUCAUGAUCUUCUCAGCAAUCGCAGCUGGAAUUUUCAUCGGGUACACUUACUGCUACAUGGAACACAGAACCGGGUUCAGAUCAGCAAAUACACCCCAAGCUAAUGAAUUGAAGAUCAUCAAUCUUCCCAACCCGAGUCCUGAAGAAGUUCACAAGAGGACCAUAAACGGAGCUCUGGCAUCCAGCCUUCUGGUGGAGAAGAUUCAGAGGGUAAUACACAGUAUUCUAGAUGAUGAACCUGUUAUUUCACCAUACCUAAAUGAGAAAACGGUUUUGAAUGGUGUAUAA